GGCAAGAACUUCAUCAGCUAUGCCAACCUGCAGCAGCACAACAGCGUGCACUCAGGCGAGAGGCCCUUCACCUGCUCCGACUGCGGCAAGAGCUUCAAGACUGCACAGGUCCUGAAGAUGCACCGACGGGUGCACAAGGCUGAGAAGUCCUAUGGCUGCUCCACCUGCGGCAAGAGCUUUGCCCGGUCGUCUGGGCUGCGGGUGCACCGGCGGGUGCACAGCAGUGAGCGUCCCUUCACCUGCUCCGACUGCGGCAAAGGUUUCAAAUCAUCGACGGACCUGAAGGUGCACAGACGCCUGCACACCGGGGAGCGGCCCUACACCUGCAGCUACUGCGGCAAGGACUUCACCCAGUCCAGCAACCUGCUGGAUCACCAGCGCACCCACACCGGGGAGCGCCCGUACACUUGCGUCCAGUGCGGCAAGGGCUUCGCCCAGUCCAGCAUCCUGCUGGCGCACCAGCACACCCACACGGGCGAGCGCCCCUACACCUGCGCACAGUGUGGCAAGGGCUUCACCCAGUCCAGCAACCUGCUGUCCCACCAGCGCACCCACACCGGCGACCGUCCUGUCCCCAACCCGGUGUGUGGAGAGCGCUUUGCCAUGGCCUCCCAUGCCCUGUCUCACCAGAGUGUGCACACCAGUGGCCAGUCCUACGACUGCCCGUACUGCGGUGAGGCGUUUGACAGCUCGCGGGGGUUGCGGCAGCACCGGCGGGCCCACGCCGGCGAGCGACUGCUCCCACUGCGGCAAGCAUCUCAAGAGUGCAUGGGGGCUGCGGCAGCACCCGUGGAUACACACUAGAGAGAGACCCUUUGUGUGCACUGAGUGUGGCAAAGGUUUCACCCGCAUGUCCAGCCUGUGGCAGCACUGCCGUACCCACAGCGGUGAGCGUCCCUUCCCCUGCCUGUCCUAUGGU
Molecule: messenger RNA, 919 nt
Organism: Amblyraja radiata (thorny skate)
Lineage: Eukaryota; Metazoa; Chordata; Chondrichthyes; Rajiformes; Rajidae
Product: zinc finger protein 239-like
Exons: 2
Coding region: 118-804 (228 amino acids)
Biological process (GO): regulation of transcription by RNA polymerase II
Molecular function (GO): RNA polymerase II cis-regulatory region sequence-specific DNA binding; DNA-binding transcription factor activity
Source: RefSeq, a predicted model, not a curated record